This is a messenger RNA of Cryphonectria parasitica EP155, 1506 nucleotides long. Its product is annotated as WD40 repeat-like protein. The record is from RefSeq and is a predicted model, not a curated record. The coding region runs from base 1 to 1506 and encodes 501 amino acids. Gene Ontology annotation, molecular function: protein binding. The transcript is spliced from 2 exons. Gene Ontology annotation, biological process: proteasome-mediated ubiquitin-dependent protein catabolic process; transcription-coupled nucleotide-excision repair; protein polyubiquitination. Gene Ontology annotation, cellular component: nucleotide-excision repair complex; Cul4A-RING E3 ubiquitin ligase complex. NCBI's taxonomy places the organism in Eukaryota, Fungi, Ascomycota, Sordariomycetes, Diaporthales, Cryphonectriaceae.
AUGGAUAAAUCUCUCUUUGAAAGGGCGACGGGCGCCCUUGGUCCAAAUGUCUUCGCUAAGCUAGAGACCACCAAGCUCGUUCGAUCCUUUCGACCAGCACCUCACUUUCGAUUUGAUGGUGGACACAAGGGAUCAGCAACAACAGACAGCACUGCUCGAGGAAUCUCGAGGUCUGCACCAGCAAAUCAUGAACAAGGUCAAGAUCUGUGGGCACACCAGGCUGGAGUGAAUGCACUUGCCCUUGAGCGGUUCGAUGGACGAAUACUGAUAUCUGGUGGCUCUGAUGCGACCAUCAAGCUGUGGGACCUCGAGCAAUGCGGCAACCCGCACAACGCCCACACCUACAAGCCCAUUGCAACGAUCCACCGCUCCGACUCUACGGCCAAGGCGCACAAAUUUGGCAUCACCCACCUCUCGAUCUUCCCGAGCGACCCGGGCGCCUUCCUCUCGAGCUCCUACGACCAGACACUCAAGAUAUGGGACACGAGUACCGUGCUCAUGUCAGGAACGUGGGACAUGGGCUCAAAGAUCUACACGCACGCCAUCUCGCCCAUCGCACAACAUCUGCUGGUCGCAUGCGGCACCGCGCACCCGGCCGUCCGUCUCGUGGAUCUGCGCUCGAACGCGGCGGUGCAGACUCUGGUCCCGCCAGGCCAGAUCUCGGGUGGCGGGGCGGUCCUGUCCCUCGCGUGGUCGCCGCGCCACGAGCACGUCCUCGCCAGCGGCACGCUCGACGGCGCCGUGCGCAUCUGGGACGUGCGCCGCGCCAGCGCCCUGCUCGGCCUCCUCGACCAGGAAGACAGCCUCGGCAUCUUCUCGCGCGGUGGCGGCGGCCGCCCCCACAGCCACAGUCCCUGGGACCGUGGCGUCCGCGUCUCGGCCAAGGCGCACGCGGGCCCCGUCAAUGGUCUCACCUGGACCGACGACGGCGCAUACAUUGUGUCUGCCGGUCACGACCGGCGGAUCCGCGUCUGGGACGCAGCGACGAGCGCCAACACGCUUGCGAGCUUCGGCCCGAGCAUCCGCAACGGACAGCUGGCCAGCGUGCCCAUGUUCGUCACGCCGGUGGGCCUGACGCCCGCCAAGAAGGAGCUGCUGUUCUGGCCCAACGAGACCGAGAUUCUGGUCAUGGAUCUGCACGAGGGCACGAUCGUCACCCGCCUGCGAGCGCCCGGCUCCCAGAUCGCAGGCGUCAGAACCACCGGCCGCGCGGGGGAGCGUUCCGUCAGGAACCGCAUCACCGGUCUCGUCUGGCGUGGUGCCGGUGCAUGCGAAGGCAGUGGCUCCAGCGGUAUCGUGGCUGGAGGCACCAACGCGGCUGGCGGUGUCUACAGCGGCCGUACCGAUGGGCAGAUACACGCAUGGAUGCCGCGGUUGCCGGGUCAUGACGGGGAAGAUGCGAUGGAUGAUGUUUCGGAGGAGUCUCGACAGGGACAGGCCAGCAAAAGGAAAGCCCUUGAUGGUGCCUUCAAGAGUUUGAUGGGAACCCAAGUCACAUGGACAUAA